This is a messenger RNA of Acanthosepion pharaonis, 687 nucleotides long. NCBI's taxonomy places the organism in Eukaryota, Metazoa, Mollusca, Cephalopoda, Sepiida, Sepiidae. The record is from the annotation of a GenBank genome assembly.
AUGCCUUAUAUAUCUUUCCGAAGUUUGUUUCUUUCUUUCUUUCUUUCUUUCUUUCUAUUUGCAUUCUUUUUCUCCUUAUGUGUAGUUCCUUUCUCUCUUUUCCUUCCUUCUUUUUCUUCUUUGCUUACUUUUUCUACUUCUUUCUUUUUUCUCUCUCUCCAUCCUUAUUUAUUUUUCUUUGCCAACCUUAAUCGUUCAACUCUCUCUUCUUUUCAUCACUCGCUUUUCUGUGCCAUUAUUUCAUCCUUUUUCUUUCGUCUUUUGGUCUUUUUCACCAGUGUUGUUUAUUUACAUUUCUCCCCUCUCUUCUUUUUAUUCUUCUUUUUAUUCUACUUUUUUCAUUGUCCCAAUUUUUUUGUUUCUUUCUUUCUUUCCUUUUUCAUUUCUUUCUUUCUUUCUUUCUUUCUUUCUUUCUUUCUUUCUUUCUUUUCUAUUUCCUUUCUUUUUCUCUCUGUCUAUAGUUUUUUCCCUCUUUUUCUUCCUUCCUUUUGUCGUUCCUCCUUUUUCUUCUUUGCUUACUUUUUCUGCUUCUUUCAUUUUUCUAUCUCUUUUUCCACCCUUAUUUAUUUUUCUUUUCUUCUUUUCAUCUUUAUUCAUUCGCUUUUCUUUGCCAUUAUUUCAUUCUUUCUUUUUCGUCGUUUGCUCUUUUUUGACCAGCAUUGUUUGUUUAAUAGAGAAUCACACUAA